AUGCAACCCAGCCUUGUUGCAAAUCAAUCGACUUCUACCCUGGGGAUCCAAAACACAUUUAAUGUCCCGGCCCAAGAUGGUCAAAACUGCGGGCGGACGAAAUCUUCUCGGUCACGCUGGCCACUCGAAAGGGUGCAAUUUGAUGUCUCGCAUGUCAAACGCCAAUGUACGGCCCGAUUCGGAUGGCUAAAGGCCGAAACAGUAAACCGCGAGUUUGGAUCCGCCAGUGUGGUGUUCGUGGCCCUGUCCUUGGCCCACCCUUUUCGAGCGCAUCCUCCGGGAUCCAUUACGCCACGACAAGGGCCUGCGAAGAUCAACUAUGAAACCUGA
Molecule: messenger RNA, 330 nt
Organism: Plenodomus lingam JN3
Lineage: Eukaryota; Fungi; Ascomycota; Dothideomycetes; Pleosporales; Leptosphaeriaceae
Source: RefSeq, a predicted model, not a curated record